Conger conger (European conger) is the source of this 2286-nucleotide messenger RNA. It is a transcript of the gene aip, whose product is annotated as aryl hydrocarbon receptor interacting protein. The record is from RefSeq and is a predicted model, not a curated record. The transcript has 7 exons. The coding region runs from base 60 to 1088 and encodes 342 amino acids. Lineage: Eukaryota; Metazoa; Chordata; Actinopteri; Anguilliformes; Congridae. Gene Ontology annotation, molecular function: protein binding; peptidyl-prolyl cis-trans isomerase activity.
AGACGACCUUUCCCGAAAUCCUCAAGCGAAGAUCAUCGUCUUGUCACCGUUCAACAGGGAUGGAGGAACUAGCAAUCGAACUCAAUGCGGAGGGGAUUAAAAAAAGAGUGAUAAGUCCGGGCAAAGGUGACCUUCCAGUGUUUCCCGAUGGAACUAAGGUGAAGUUCCACUACCGCACCGCGCUGUGUGAUGGGACACUGCUGGAUGACUCGCGCUCGAUGGCCGGGAUGAGCAGGCCCAUGGAGCUGAUUCUGGGGAAGAAGUUUAAGCUGCCGGUGUGGGAGCGUGUUGUCAUCACCAUGAGGAAGGGAGAGGUCGCUGAGUUCACCUGCGAUACAAAGCACACGGCCCUGUACCCCCUGGUCUCGCAGUCUCUUAGGAACAUCAGUGUGGGUAAGGAUCCUCUGGAGGGUCAGAGGCACUGCUGUGGGAUUGCCCAAAUCCACUCCCACCAUUCCCUAGGGCACCAGGACCUGGACACCUUGCAGGCCACUCCACAGCCCCUGCUCUUCACUCUGGAGCUGCUGGAGGUUCAGCCUCCCGGCUCCUUCCAGUUGGACACGUGGGCCAUGACCGAUGAGGAGAAGCUGCAGGCGGUGCCUCCGAUCCAUGAAGAGGGGAACGAGCUGUACCGAAGGGGAGAGAUCGCUGCGGCUGCCGAGAAAUACCACAAUGCCAUCGCCUGCCUCAAGAACCUGCAAAUGAAGGAGCGUCCAGGGGAUGAGAGCUGGUUCCGAUUGGACCACAUGAUCACGCCUCUGCUGCUGAACUAUUGCCAGUGCCGGUUAAUUGAGGGCCAGUACUAUGAGGUUCUGGACCACUGCUCCUCUAUAUUGUAUAAACAUGAGGGCAAUGUGAAGGCGUACUUCAAGCGCGGGAAGGCACACGCGGCAGUGUGGAACGAGACCGAGGCCCGGUCAGACUUCGCUAAGGUGGUGGAGCUAGAUCCCUCGCUGACGUCGUCCGUAGCGCGGGAGCUACGGCUAAUGGAGGAACGGAUCCGGGAGAAACGGAAGGAAGAGAAGGGACGCUACAAGAGCCUGUUCAACUACAGCGGAGGUGCCUCUACCACUGCCACUAAUGGCUGAAGACCAGACAUUACCAGAAAAAAGAAAAGAGUGAAUCAGACCUACUCAACCACACACAUACACACAUGGACACAGAGAGUGACAAUGUACUGGGCAACAGACACAUGCUGAACAAAUACAUUGUGAAACACAGAAAACCUUUUGAUGUGCAUCAGGAAGGCAAACGGUCAACAGAGACAAUCAGUGUCACUAGCCCACACCCUAACCCCCCUCACAAAAACAUCUGUUCCUGCCUUUAUAACCAAGGACAGAAUGUGACUAUAACUAUCUGCAUUAUUUAUCUACAUUUAUGCUAAUAUCGUGCUUUUCUAUUAAUUGGUGAUCUUUAUAUUAAAGCUUGGAGACUUUACGUCACAGUCUGCCAUCCUCGGCCACCUUUUAGACUUGAGUGAGCAUAGUUCAUUCAGGUUCCUUUCCAAAAAAUGGGGAGAAAUGUUCCGUUGGGAAAUCCACCCCCCCUCUCUGGUUACUUGCCAGGGGAAGGGGUAAAUGAUCAAUCGGAAGAUUGUACCCUUUGGACCCAACGGGGCAACAAAUCUACAACCUGCUGGCUGCACUGUAGUGAUUGGUCAGCCAGCUGGGGCCAUUUUAAAGCUCUGUAUAGAGCGACUGGCAGAUGUACAGAGGCUUUUCACAGGCCAAAUUACACAAUUACAAGCUCAGAACCUCCAUGGCCAAAGUGAAUUGCCCAUUAUAAUUUCACCAGCAGUUUUUGCACACAAAACCUUACAAGCCUGUUAACAGUUGAGCCUCCUGCCAGAUAAACCGCAGGCGCUCCUCGUAAACAUUGCAUUUUGUUUGUAAACCUGCAAAGCACCAUCAAGGUUUAGGUUGAGUGUUAAAGUCUUGGUAUCAACAAAUUUUGAUGUUACAAGAUUUCUGAUGCAAAUAACUAGCUGUUAAAUAUCCCCUUGAGUAGUAUGGACACAGAGCGAUAUUCAGUCUGCCCAUGUCAAAAAAAGUCUGCCAAGCUAAUUUCUGUUAUUUUGUAUUUGUUUAGCUAUAGGAUGAAUAUCACAAGUUGUAUGUAUACAAGCGGCUGUCGUCACUGAACCUGCAGCAACACUGAACCUGAUGAGUAAAUGUGUUUGUGUGCUUGUGGAGUGAAGCCGCCAUGCACAGCGCUCUGCUCUCCAAACGGGCAAAAGCCCAGCUCGUCUUGUGACUAUAAGAAGCCAAAUAAAGAGAGAAAUCCUCA